Molecule: messenger RNA, 1698 nt
Organism: Iphiclides podalirius (scarce swallowtail)
Lineage: Eukaryota; Metazoa; Arthropoda; Insecta; Lepidoptera; Papilionidae
Source: the annotation of a GenBank genome assembly
AUGUUGUCCAAUCAAAAUACUGAAUUGAAAAGUGCCAAUGUUAAAUUAACUUUAGAGAAGGCAAGAUUACAAAAAGAAAUUAGCAAGUUGAAAGACGAUAAAUUCGCCGAAUAUCUUAUGUUAAUGAGAGAGCGAGACGCACGAUACACCUUAUACCAUGAGAAUUUGACCCUCGAAUUGAAGAUCAAGGAGCUGAUGAAUUCUGCAGAGUGCCACCAAGAGCGUGGCGAUCCAGUAGUGCUCCGAAUCGCUCUGGACCGUUGCCGGGAGCAGCUGUCGGCUACACAGGGCAAGCUGACUAGAAUGACCGAGGAGUACUCGGAGACGGUGCCGCGACGCCAGUACGACGCUCUGGAGAACGGCCACCUGGAGCUGGGCAAGAAGCUGGACGCGCUGAGGACUGAGUAUGAGGCGCUGGAGAGCAGCUACAGACGCUUGGCAGCACAAAAGAAAAGCCUCCAGGAAGAAUUGGUAGAGAUCAAGGAAAGAUGCCGUGAGUUGGAGAGAGCUGGUACCCCACGCCCGCAGUGGGAACUCUGCGCCGACUUUAUUGGCGGUGGAAGAGAUAGAUGGUGGCAACUGGCAGGAGGCCUAUCCUCUAGGAAAAUUCUGAUGGUGCUGCUGAAGGAGCUAGGCCCCGCCGCGGAAACAGAACAUCUGGAGUAUUUCGACGGACUCGUAAUAUUACUUAAAACACUCAAACAUUGUAGUAAAGUUAAAGUUAACGAAUUAAAAAUUUCAAAUGACACUGCAAUCCCAAAACAGGGUACAGAUCCAGCGAUACCGCCGUACUUACGUUACGAGGGAAAAGUGCGGAACCUGCGCUUGUCACGACGCGAGAUCAGCGUCGUAGUCAACGACAUUUGGAGCAGCAAGUUGCAGAAAGACCGCGACACCCCCAUGCAGGAGUACGUCACCCGCUACUUCGAGGAGAGGUGGGUGCUGGUGAUGAGUGCUGACGCUGGUGGACUUGCCAAUCAAUGCAAGGUGGGGGGCGGUGGGGGGCGCAGGUACGGGCAGGCGUCGGUGCGCGCCGAGUGGGCGUACAGCGUGUGCGCGGGCGCAGAGCAGGCGCUGGACGAGCCGUCGCUGCGCCUCUUCUGGGGCGCGCUGCGAGGCCGCCUCUGCCAGCGCGUCUACUGGGCGCACCGGCGGCAGUGCGCCGCGCUCAGCGGCGCCCUGCGGGCCAGGGCCACGACUCGUCUCCAGACCGUGACGAUGGAGGAGUUCCAGAAGGUGGCCAAAGCUACGUUCCCCCUGAAGAGCGAGGUCGACAUCAACAAUCUGGCGGACGUCGUUCGCAAACAGCUCAAAAUGAAGAUCAAUCAGAACGUGAUCGACCUAGAUAAACUGUUCUAUGAGAACGAGGAAGGCUUCGACCGGUUGGAUAUCGCCAGGGAACUGUUCAGGCAGAAGCAAAUGGCGCAGGACAAAUACAUCCGUGAAAUCAUAGCGGAAUUAGGCGGGAGGCGCGCGCUCAACAAGCUGAUCAGUGUUGACAACCUAAAACGCGCCUUUGCUAUCGUCGAUCCGGCCAUCGACCACAUCCGAAUGGAGAGCAACAUCCGCUGGGCAUUCUCUGACGAGACGUCGGAGCUGGGCAGCAUCUGUCCAGUCCCGCUGCGCACUUUAGUGGCCAGGCUGGCGGCGGGCAACAUCGAACGGGUCGGCCCCCGCCACAGACGGACCUACCACAGA